This is a messenger RNA of Scophthalmus maximus (turbot), 1883 nucleotides long. RefSeq names its product family with sequence similarity 113 (gene fam113). NCBI's taxonomy places the organism in Eukaryota, Metazoa, Chordata, Actinopteri, Pleuronectiformes, Scophthalmidae. The transcript is spliced from 9 exons. Bases 176 to 1345 code for a protein of 389 amino acids. The record is from RefSeq and is a predicted model, not a curated record.
CACAGCUCCGGUCGUCUGUCUGCAAAGAGAAAUGAUUUCAACUUUUAACCUGCUCCAGUUGUCAAACAACUUUUCAAGUAGAACCGGGGGCCAGUUGGUGAGGACCUGCAUCCAAAAACUUUCAGACUAAAGGGGGGCGGGAAGAAGCAAAUAUCAGCUAAAUAAGUUUGAAACGAUGUGCAGAGAGAUGGUGAAGUGUGUGAGCCACCAGCAGGCCAGCCAGCUGCUCCACAACAAGUUCAUCGUGGUGCUGGGAGACUCCAUCCAGCGGUCUGUGUACAAGGACCUUGUUCUGCUGCUCCAGAAGGACAAACGUCUCACCUUUCAACAACUCCGGAGUAAGGGUGAGAUGAGCUUCGAACGGGACUGCCUGGUAGAAGGGGGUUGUCUAAACCAAAUGCACAACGGAACAGAGUACCGAGAGGUCCGGCAGUUUCAGUCCGCCCACCACCUGGUCCGCUUCUACUUCCUGACGCGCAUCUACUCUAGCUACAUGCAGAGCAUCCUGGAUGACUUCCGCCACGGCUUGAAACCAGAUGUAGUCAUUGUCAAUUCCUGUGUUUGGGAUAUUUCAAGGUACAGUUCCACUUGGAAGGACGACUACAAGGAGAACUUAUCUAGGUUCUUUGACAAGCUGAGUGGGAUUCUUCCUGAGGAAACCCUGGUCCUAUGGAGCCUCACCAUGCCCUUAGCAGAGAGGAUCAAGGGUGGUUUCUUGGUGCCUGAGAUUGAGCACAAGGCCCCAAACCUGCGUUACGACGUGAUCGAAGCUAACUUCUACAGCGGCUCUCUGGCCGACGCCCUUGGGAUCGAUGUAUUGGACCUCCACUUCCAGUUCCGCUUCGCCCUGCACCAUCGCACUAACGAUGGAGUCCACUGGAAUGCCCUUGCCCACCGCAGGAUGACCUCCCUGCUGUUACAGCAUGCUGCACAGGCCUGGGGCGUCAAGUUGCCCUGUCCCCUGACUGCUGUUGAACAUACUGAGGUUACUGUUAAGCAGCCAGUCUAUGGAAAUGCUUCUUACCCUACAGAGAUGUGUCCAACCAAUCGAUAUAACAAGGGGAGACCACAUAACGAUGAGACCACUGGAGGCUGCAGGCCUGCCCGCCGACCACAGCGUCCAUUCCACAGACGCAAGUGUGAACAACAUGGACGGGUUGGAAAUGGUUACGACUACAGAGCUCACCACCACCAACACUACGUGCCCUACCAUGAGCACCAACCCCACUUCGAGCCCUACCAUGAGCACCAUCAUCAACACGUGAUGCGUAGCCGACAGCACAGACACCACUACGCUCCAUACUACAGACCAAAUCCUUAUGCCCAUUUUGGCAAUUACUACUGAUGUUGUGUGUUAUUUACUUCCAUCUCCUGCAUCAUCCUGCAGGACGUUGACAGCAGUAGGAAGCAGUAAACCUCACCCUGCUCAUUUCACAUCUAGAUUUGACUUCAUUCUGUGAUUGUCUUCAGUCAUGACGCCAGUACAGUUUGAUGGUACUGUUUGUUCUUUUGGCAAAAAAUAGAUUUUUAAAGGAUUUUCCUUUACUUUUUAAAAAUUCUGCACUUAAAUACAUAUCAAGUGCUUUGUUCUAUUAAAGCUAAUGCUAAGAUUUCAAUAAAACGUUAGGCUUGUUUUAAAAUUAAUUGCCGACUAUAAAUUAACAAUUCUUCUAAUGUCCCAUAGUUUUAAGCUUUUCCUUAAAUGUGAUCUGUUGGCUCAAACUAACAGUGUAAUCCUGAUGCAUCUUGAUAACAUGUUCCUUGUUCCUGUUGUUAUUAUAACAAACUCAUGCUUAAUGAUGCUGGAGGGAAUGUCUUUCUACUUAAUAAACUGGGGUCAGCAGCAGAUUUAAGUGAUUACUUUGGCAUUAUUUGAUGACUCU